Wasmannia auropunctata (little fire ant) is the source of this 395-nucleotide messenger RNA. RefSeq lists its product as uncharacterized. Lineage: Eukaryota; Metazoa; Arthropoda; Insecta; Hymenoptera; Formicidae. The coding region runs from base 53 to 223 and encodes 56 amino acids. The transcript is spliced from 2 exons. The record is from RefSeq and is a predicted model, not a curated record.
UCCAGGAUAUUCGUACGAGCCGUACAGAGUUUCGUCCCGAAUCGUUACUCUUAUGUUACUGUUGACCUCGCUAAGCCUUUAUGCGGCUUAUACAGCGAAUAUCGUGGGUUUGCUGCAGUCUACUACAGAUUCCAUCAAAACUCUAUCGGAUCUCCUGAACAGUCCUUUAAAGCUGGGCGUGAUGGAUGUAAUAUAUAACAGACAUUAUUUCAAGAGUUGGUGACUUGUAACGAUAAGUUACUUUUUGAGAGACAAAAACUGCAACUGUAACUAGUUACUUUUACAAAGUCACUUUCCCAACUCUGAUUAUAUAUAAUUUAUUGUCAAAUACCUCGGGACUUAUACGGUGUAAAAAUUACAAAUAGUAGAAGAAAAUUGCAAAAAAUAAAUAAGUU